AUGAACAUCCACCGCUUAAGCAAACUGAUCGCGCAGUUUGCCAUGUCAAGGGCAGAACUCCUGGACGGAAUCUCCAGACCAGAGAUCAUGUACACGAAUGAUCUCAGAGACCGUGGUGACGGAUCCCAGCGCCUACCACCAGUCCUGGAUUACGAAGAGCUCUCGGAGAAGAGUCGCAAAAGACGUGACAAAUUCGAAAUCCUUUUCUUAGCUUGCCUGGCAAGAGAGUCCAUCUGCCGCGCAAAGUUGAAGGCUUUCAGCCCGAUCGACCUCGUCCAGACUGAGCUAAGACCUAACGCGCACAACACUCGAAUGCUGGCUCGUCUGCUUCGUGAGGACGACUUGGCCAAGAAGCCAUACCUUGGAUGGAGCCACGAAGACUUCAAGGCUGCUUUGAUCCAACGCCAUGUCAUUGUGCCAAACCUUCAGUCCUUGUCAAGACUUGAAACUCGCCUCGCACUCGAAAACGCAGACGCCAACCGCCGCUUCCGUUUCAUGGAUUUGCCCAAAGAGAUCCGUACCAUGAUCUAUGAAAGAGCGCUCUUGCACCACGCCGACAUUGUCGUCAAAGACUGCUCGGCUCCCGCAUUGUUGGCUGUGAGCAAGCAGAUCAGAAAGGAAGCAACCAAAGUCUUCUUCAGAAUCAACAGAUUCCAGUUGCGUGUCGCUAAGAAAACCUUGACCACUCUCGAACCUUUCCAGAUGGCAGAUUCACUCUGGCUGCACAAGAUCGGAUCGAAGAAUGUGGCCAGUAUCCGUCGUAUCUCUUUCUUCAUCAUCUGCUACCGCCCCUUUGCACUUGAAUUCGAUCUCACACGUCUGAUCGUCGCUCGCUGUGUCAGAGCCAUGAACAAAGACUUUGUUUGUCACUGCGGCAGUUGUUCUUGCCAGACCAGAACUACACUGGGUGAUGAGCUGGCUUCCUAUGAGCAAGACAAGGAAGACGAAGACGACAAUGUCCCAAGCUGGGUCAAGAUGCUUGUAAGCGAAACUUCAUCUCCAUCCGACCCACCAAGCCCAUCCCGAGCCGAACGUCUGGAACUCGAGAUGUGUGCUCUGCAAGAAGAGAUGGAUCGUUUCAGCCUGCUUUGCAAGUCGGGCAAGGAGGUUUGUCCUACACUCCAAGGUCUUCAACAACUGGCUUGCGCAGUUUUGCAGGGAGUAUUGUUUUGA
Aureobasidium musti is the source of this 1173-nucleotide messenger RNA. The record is from the annotation of a GenBank genome assembly. NCBI's taxonomy places the organism in Eukaryota, Fungi, Ascomycota, Dothideomycetes, Dothideales, Saccotheciaceae.